Molecule: messenger RNA, 309 nt
Organism: Tetrapisispora phaffii CBS 4417
Lineage: Eukaryota; Fungi; Ascomycota; Saccharomycetes; Saccharomycetales; Saccharomycetaceae
Gene: TIM12
Product: Tim12p
Exons: 1
Coding region: 1-309 (102 amino acids)
Biological process (GO): protein insertion into mitochondrial inner membrane
Cellular component (GO): mitochondrial inner membrane
Source: RefSeq, a predicted model, not a curated record
AUGUCUAUGUUUUUCAAUCAAUUCAGUAAUCAAGAACUUGAUCCUGAAAAAAUAAAAUUAGCAGAAAUCCAAUUCAGCGCAAUGAACACGACAUUCAACACUAUAUUGAAGUCUUGUUUAGAGAAAUGUAUAUCACAUGAAGGAUAUAGUGAAGCUGAACUGAAUAAAGGUGAAAUGACAUGUAUUGAUAGAUGCGUUGCCAAGAUGCACUUCUCUAAUAGACUAAUUGGUGGAUUUGUACAGACUAAAGGGUUUACGCCAGAAAGAUAUUUAGAGCAUUAUCGAAGAUUCAAAGAAGAAGAUGCUUAA